AUGAAUCUCGCAGAGCAAGAGAAUCAUAAUCAACAGCAUCUAUUACUGUCUUCAUCUACUACUAACGAUGAUAGUACUGUAAAGACUCGACGUAGUUCAUCUGUACUUACAGCAAUAGAACCCGUUGUGUUAUUAACAGAAGAAGUUGAUGAUGGUGAAUCGAUAGCUACAUCAAAACCAUUUGCUCUAUCUGGUAUCCUCUACAGUCUUCUAGGAUGUUUUCUCUUUUGUACAGCCACAUUUACUAUUAAAGAAUUACAAAUUGAUUUACUCGAUGCACUCGUCAUACGUUUCAUCAUACAGAUUUUUCUGUUUGGAAUCUUUGUUGUUUCUCAUCACUAUCCAAUAUGGAUCGGUUCAUCAAAAGAAAAAUGGCUACAAUUGGUCUUAUGUAUUCUAAAUGGUUUUGUUUUUCUCGGAUAUUUUAUUGGCUUUCGUUAUCUUCCUCUGCCUGAUUUAACAACACUUAAUUUUACUCGUUUAUUAUGGACAGUUGUCUUUGGUAUACUCAUUUAUAAAGAGAAACCGUCAUUAAUAAUUUUCUUAGCUGUUUUCUUGACACUUAUUGGCGUUGUAUUUGUCGCACAACCAACAUUUAUCUUUAAACAGAAGAAGAUAGCGGCAGAGAUUCCUCUAAAUAUGACACCGAUAAUAGCAUUAAAUGGAACAGACAUAGUGGACACGUUUUUAUUUAGCAGUCGAAUGAUUGGUAUCUCUCUUUCGUUAGGGACAGGACUUUUCUCUGCAUUCAAUCUUCUAAUUUUCAAACAAUUGAUAACUUUAAAACUUAAAACGAGUGUUUUAAUUCUCCAACAUUCCUUUGUUUUUCUUCUAUGUUUAAUAUUCAAUCAAUUUUAUAAAUAUUUUCUAUUGAAUGAUUUAACAUUCUUUACAUUGACAAUCUUUCAAUGGAAAUAUUGGUUAGCUACAUUAAUUAGUCUAUUACAAACACUUGGAGUAAUCUGUGGAAAUCGUGCUGUGAAACGUGAACGACCAUCUAUUGUCACAAUAGUCUCGGCAUCAGAGAUUAUUUAUGCUAUUCUUCUACAGAAUAUAUUUACAAAAGAUAAAUCAAAUUUAUGGGUAUUACUUGGAAGUACAUUAGUGAUAUCGAGUGUCUUCCUUAUCGGUGUACACAAAUUUGUACAAGAACGAAAGACAAAAAAGAAAAAGAUUGAUGACCGUAAUAAUGUUAACAAAUGA
Messenger RNA from Adineta steineri, 1203 nucleotides. NCBI's taxonomy places the organism in Eukaryota, Metazoa, Rotifera, Eurotatoria, Adinetida, Adinetidae. The record is from the annotation of a GenBank genome assembly.